AUGCGGCUCGGAAUGUCGAUUCGGGUGGCCAGCCCCAACAUCGAGCCGCAUUCCAUAUUUCUACUCACGUUUUGCCCCAUCUCCGCCUCCCCGCUUCCGUCGUCACCCCAUCGCGCUUCCCCGCGCGCGCUACCAUUUCCCCGUGCGCGCUACCCUGUUCGCUCUCCAGCGACCAAGUCAUCUCCACCGCCCCCUUCCUCGCCCCCCCCUCUUCUGCUCGCACUUCUUCCCACGCUUCCCCCCUUUCCUUGCCCGCCCCCCUCCUCCUCUCCCCAUCCCGUCCUGUCCCUCAGCCGCCCCACCAUCGCGCUGACCCCACCCCUCCUGCCCUCACUGCUCGCCAAACUGCCCCUUUUGCCCCCAUCCCCUUUCUGUACAAAAUUCUGUCCGCUUGGCUUCUCCUCCCCUCCCCCCCUCCACCCCUCUCCACUUCCCCUUUCCCCCGUCCCUUCCCCCCGCUCCCUCAGUGCGGCAUCCCCACUUGUCCCCGCGCGGACCCGCCCUGCCUUGACUGCCGGGGCAGUGGGCGAGUGGAGUGCACCCGCUGCUGCGGCCGAGGAGAGUGUGCUUGGGGGGCUGGAGUGGAGAGGAGGUGGGCAGACGAGGUGGGCAGUGGAUCUAGGGGCGUUUGGGAAGACUGGCAGGGACGGGGGGAGGGAGGGGCGUGGAGGAGGAGGGGCGGGGCGCACCAACCACGUGGACCUCGUCAUGCUCCCCACCGGCUCCUGGCCGCGCUGGGGCAGUGGUGCCGCUAUUCCGGCACUGGCUGUGCUUGCCCAUCUCUCCGCUCGCCCCCAAACGCCCUCCUCUCCCUCCCUGGCAGGUGCUGGUUCUGCAGGGGCAGUGGGCGGUGCUACUAUGCGCGCUGCGCCCGCCGCGGGCCCUGCCUUCACGCCACCGCGCCUGCCCGUUCGCCUCUGCCGCGCCUGUCAGCUACGCCCGCCGCGGGCCCGCCCCUUGCGCCCGCCGUGCCUGCGUUUUGCGCCCGCCGGGGGCCUGCACUCGCUGCCCGCCAUCUCUCCCAGUGACACCCGCCGCGCCUGCCCUUACAGCCUGCUGCGGCCCUGCCCUACCUGCCUGCCGUGCCUGCCCGUGCCGCCCGCCGAGCCUGCCCUUUGA
This is a messenger RNA of Closterium sp. Naga37s-1, 1119 nucleotides long. The record is from the annotation of a GenBank genome assembly. Lineage: Eukaryota; Viridiplantae; Streptophyta; Zygnematophyceae; Desmidiales; Closteriaceae.